Molecule: messenger RNA, 2535 nt
Organism: Marchantia polymorpha subsp. ruderalis
Lineage: Eukaryota; Viridiplantae; Streptophyta; Marchantiopsida; Marchantiales; Marchantiaceae
Source: the annotation of a GenBank genome assembly
GCGAAAUUGGGCUCGUGAUAGAGGGUCGAUCCAAAGUCCUGAAACAACUUUGAUAGAAAGUUGGACUUUUUUGCGUCAGCUAUUUCAGACGAGGAGUGUCUACUGUAUAAGAAUAUCACUUAUUCCAGAAAGAAUGAUGCUCCGCCAUUCCCACGGGAACUAUCGGUCACAAGAGAACGAGAAAACAGGGAGAUAUGCUUGCCCCAGCUAAGUAAGGCAUCGAAUACUUGAUCGAAUCCCGCAGUAAGAUAGAGCUCGAGCACACGAGAAACCGAGUGAACAGCCAGACGCACUUCUGUAGCCAAGCGUCAAAUUAGCAACAGAAAGCAUUGCAAAGAUUCCAUGCUUACGAAGAAUCACACGUUGCCGGAAGGGGUGAUUCUUCCCGACACCUUAUGCCCUGCGCAGAUUUUUGAGAUUCGCGAGUCUUUGUAGGCGAAUCGAUCGGGAUCAUCGUAGCGCAGCGCAGAGGAAGGUUCGAUUCCGCAAGUCCGAUGUGCUCGCUCGAUCUCUUUCUCGGCAUUCACGCCUGCGUCAGCAGAGAGGCACAGAGAGAAGAAAGUCUCGGCGGUGUGAACGCUCGAACGCUCGAUCGCUCGAACUCUCGACGACGUAGAACGAAGGAGCGACGAAAAUUACGAAAUUCUCGAGGGCGGGACGAGGAGAGCUGAGCGCGGCGGGAGGCGGGCCGAGCCGAGACUAGCCGCGGCACAACGUCCGCCCGACGAGGAAGGUUCAAAGAUUCAAAGAUUCAAAGGUUCAAAGGUUCGAAGCACGCGCGACGGCGCUCUCAUUUCAUCUGUCGUCGUCGGAGCGGGCCGUUUCGAAAUGCUCACGUGCUCGGAGUAGGACAGGUGGCGGUGCAAGAAAUCGACGCCGGGCGAGGGCAGGGCAGACGAAGAAAGUUCGAGAGUUUCUCGAGGGUCGAUCUCGCUCCAUGAGCUCCGUCACUUGAGACCGCGGGGCGGAAUGGCGGCCUGGAUCAGAGCAGCCGCUCUCGCUGUCGCGGGAGGUCUGAAAGGGCAAGGCAGUCAUUGGCGACAACUUCCAUUCUUCGGCUUCCUGGCCGCGACGGCCUUGUUCAUUUCGUGGAGGGUUUCUCGGCAGAGCCGCGAAGACGACCCUGAGAGGCCUCCCCGGCUGGACGACGACACGGUGGCCGCAGUGAACACGAGAGUGUAUUUGGUUUACGAUGAGGAGAAGAAAUUGGAACGCGGCGGUACAUCCCAGUCUUCGCAAAUCCCUGCGAGGCCUGAGUUAGAGAAGUUUACGGAUACGGAUGAUUUGCUUUCGUAUUCGCCGGAGGUGGAAAUUGCCAACAGCCAAUUUCAGCCUUCCCCGAUCCCUUCAGAGCGUGAGAUGGUAAAGGUUACGGACACAGAUGAUUUGGGUUCGAACUCGUCAGAGGUGGACACUCUCAAUGGCCCAUUUUUAGUUGGUUCGAAGUGAGGAGGAUUGCUCUAGAGAUGCACAUGAGGUGCUUUUAAGAGCCUUUCGCCGCACAGUAGCCAACUUGUACAGAACUUUUAUAGCCAAUUCAAAUCUUGGAGGAUUGGUGUCUAGUGUAUACUUACACCUAUUCUUGUUCGCCAUCGAAUUCCAAUCCUCAAACUUCAAUUUUAUUGAGCAGAUUGUUCCGUAAGCGAACCUUUUGCCUAUUAAUAGUUGACUUGAGCACUAAGGUUAAGCUAACGAAUGUAAAGGAGAGAGUAGUACGCGACUAGGACGGAGUAGGAGCAAAAGACGAACAGUUCGAGAAGUUCAAGCUUGCUGCGACCACAUUCCUGCUAAUUAUUUCAUACCCUCCUUCCCUCCCGGAUUGCUUUUGAAAACCGGGACUUGCAAGUGCUCGACAUUCCUGGCUUUUGCUGUGGAAUUGCUGAGAUCAAGAGAACUCCAAGCCCAGCACUUAUCACCAGAAUGGUUCAGAAUAUAAAUGCCAGGUAUUUGUUUACUGAUAACAGAAAAGAGAAACCAGGCGCCAUCAUCCUCUAUAUCAACGAAAGUUACUUUCUUGUGAAGCAUUUGUCAAGGUUGUCCAUGUUAUUACAAAAUGAUGCCAGCUUUCCUACAGCUUCUUCACCAAAUUCGUUUAGCUUCGGCCGUUUGAAUUGGAAUGGCUUUCGCAACUCUGGGUACACUUCUCUGAUUUACAUCGUUCACCUAAGCCUCUACUGCUAGCUCUCCUCUAAGCGGCGCUGUCAUGAGCUUAGGCCGCAUUUUGGUAUGUGGUCUUAGUGCUAGUGCUUCGCAUCAUAAUUCCUUACAUGCCUCCGAUUUUAUCACCGAUGCACAAGUUAGGAAGUUUGACCUAGGUAUGUGCAGCACUGAUGUGGUGCAAAGACUUCAGAUUUUCUCCACGGACGAUGUCAGGGGGAAUACAAGGUGUGCAACCUUGUAUACACACCUUGUAUACGUGUAUACAAGGUUGCAGUAGGACGAAAAGAUCGGAAAGACUCAUAGUUCAGAUCUAGGAGCCAAGUUCUGAACUAGUAGCCUAUCCAAUCUUUGUGUGAAGGGAGAUGACUCUCGUGG